Myripristis murdjan (pinecone soldierfish) is the source of this 4179-nucleotide messenger RNA. It is a transcript of the gene tle3a, whose product is annotated as TLE family member 3, transcriptional corepressor a. Gene Ontology annotation, molecular function: transcription corepressor activity; protein binding. NCBI's taxonomy places the organism in Eukaryota, Metazoa, Chordata, Actinopteri, Holocentriformes, Holocentridae. Gene Ontology annotation, cellular component: nucleus; transcription regulator complex. The record is from RefSeq and is a predicted model, not a curated record. The transcript is spliced from 21 exons. Gene Ontology annotation, biological process: regulation of DNA-templated transcription; negative regulation of canonical Wnt signaling pathway. The coding region runs from base 583 to 2889 and encodes 768 amino acids.
UACUGCCUGUGUGUGGCAACGGGGGUAAGCUGGACAACGGGGGAAAUGUGAGAUUGUGGAGAGUACCAUGUUACGCUUUUAAAGAAUCUCGAACCUCUUCGAAUCGGAAGGAAGAUUUUGGAAACAUAUUUUUGGGGGAUUACCCGGCCACAAAAGGCGCACAUUCCUCGGAGGUCCGUGGCGGAGAAUAAAGUAGUUUAAUCGAGUCCGACCGCACCAAAUUUCUCCCAACUGCCGAGUGAGCUGUGUAGUCAUCAAGCCGAGGCUAGCUGGGUGCGCUCCGGAGAGAGGAUGCUUGUCGAGGUCUGCGUUCACCAUCCGUAACGUUGCAUUAGCGAGGAUUAAACGCAUGAAUUAUACUCUGUUUUUCUUCGGAAAAGUCGUCCCGACGGCCAGGACACACGCACGGAUAAAACCGCGUCAUUUUUCAUGAGAGGAUUUUGACGAGACCCCCACCUCCACCCCCACCCGGCCCGGUGAUCUUGUCUGCUUGUUGAGAGACUGGAGUCCCCGUGAACAAAUUUCAACCAUUUCGCCAAAGGACCUGUUUAUUGGCUAGAUAAACACAGGAUACAUUUCAAGAUGUAUCCACAAGGCCGACAUCCGGCUCCACAUCAGCCUGGACAGCCUGGCUUCAAAUUCACUGUAGCAGAGUCUUGUGACAGGAUUAAAGAUGAAUUUCAGUUCCUGCAAGCCCAGUAUCACAGUCUUAAGGUGGAGUAUGACAAACUGGCCAAUGAGAAGACAGAGAUGCAGCGCCACUAUGUCAUGUAUUAUGAGAUGUCCUAUGGGCUGAACAUAGAGAUGCACAAACAGACGGAGAUUGCCAAACGGCUCAACGCAAUUUUAGCUCAAAUUAUGCCUUUCCUGUCACAAGAGCACCAACAGCAGGUUGCUCAGGCAGUCGAGCGGGCUAAGCAGGUGACUAUGACUGAGCUGAAUGCCAUCAUCGGGGUACGUGGACUUCCCAAUCUGCCUCUCACCCAGCAGCAGCUCCAGGCACAGCACCUCUCCCAUGCUGCUCACGGGCCUCCUGUCCAGCUGCCCCCACACCCCUCAGGCGUGCAGCCACCUGGCAUCCCCCCUGUGACGGGCUCUGGCUCAGGCCUGCUGGCACUUGGCGCCCUGGGCAGCCAGGCCCACCUCCCAGUCAAGGAUGAGAAAAACCACCAUGAUCUUGAGCACAGAGAGAACACGAAUAACUCUAUAUCGCCAUCAGAAAGUUUACGCACAGCCAGUGAGAAACACCGCAGCUCCUCUGACUACAGUUUGGACUCUAAGAAACGCAAAGUGGAAGAGAAGGACAGCAUGAGCAGAUAUGACAGUGACGGAGAAAAAAGUGACGACCUGGUUGUAGAUGUGUCUAAUGAGGACCCUGCCACCCCUCGGGCGAGCCCGGCUCACUCACCCCCUGAAAAUGGCAUUGACAAGGCCCGCCCCCCAAAGAAGGACACGCCCAACAGCCCUGCAUCGGUGGCGUCUUCUGGAAGCACCCCAUCUUCCAAGGCCAAGGAGCUCAGUCAUAAUGACAAAUCCUCCACGCCUGGCCUCAAGUCCAAUACCCCCACCCCUCGCAAUGAUGCCCCCACCCCUGGCACCAGCUCCACCCCUGGGCUCAGGCCUAUCCUGGGUAAACCACCCGGCAUGGAGGCUCUUCCAGCCCCAGCUUUGCGUACCCCUCUGUCCAUUGCAGGCUCCUACCCUACCCCUUUUGCCAUGAUGGGCCAUCAUGAAAUGAAUGGAGGCCUGACUAGUCCUGGUGUGUAUGCUGGUCUGCACAUCUCCCCUCAGAUGAGUGCUGCAGCAGCUGCAGCCUAUGGACGCUCCCCCAUGGGUUUUGAUCCUCACACCCACAUGAGAGCUCCUGGCCUUCCAGCCAGCCUUACAUCAAUCUCUGGAGGAAAACCUGCUUACUCUUUCCACGUCAGUGCAGACGGCCAGAUGCAGCCUGUGCCCUUUCCGCCAGAUGCCCUGAUUGGUCCCGGUAUUCCACGCCAUGCCCGCCAAAUCAACACACUGAGCCACGGUGAGGUUGUGUGUGCCGUCACCAUCAGCAACCCCACACGCCACGUCUAUACUGGUGGCAAAGGUUGUGUCAAAAUCUGGGACAUCAGUCAACCCGGCAGCAAGAGCCCCGUGUCCCAGCUGGACUGUUUGAACAGGGAUAACUACAUCCGCUCCUGUAAGCUGCUGCCUGACGGCCGCACAUUGAUUGUUGGAGGCGAGGCCAGCACGUUGACCAUCUGGGACCUGGCUUCCCAGACACCCCGCAUCAAGGCUGAGCUCACCUCCUCAGCCCCGGCAUGCUACGCCUUGGCCAUCAGCCCCGAUGCUAAAGUCUGCUUCUCCUGCUGCAGUGAUGGAAACAUUGCAGUCUGGGAUCUCCACAACCAGACUCUGGUCAGGCAGUUCCAAGGUCACACGGAUGGUGCUAGCUGCAUUGAUAUCUCUCAUGACGGCACUAAGCUGUGGACAGGUGGUCUGGACAACACUGUCCGCUCAUGGGAUCUGAGGGAGGGCCGACAACUCCAGCAGCAUGACUUCACCUCACAGAUCUUUUCUCUGGGCUACUGUCCGACCGGGGAGUGGCUGGCUGUGGGCAUGGAGAGCAGCAAUGUGGAGGUGCUCCACCACACAAAGCCGGACAAGUAUCAGCUCCACCUGCACGAGAGCUGCGUCCUCUCCCUCAAGUUCGCCUACUGUGGUAAAUGGUUCGUAAGCACUGGGAAGGACAAUCUGUUGAAUGCUUGGAGGACUCCUUAUGGCGCCAGCAUAUUCCAGUCCAAGGAAUCCUCAUCUGUCCUGAGCUGUGACAUCUCAGCAGACGACAAGUAUAUUGUGACAGGCUCUGGCGACAAGAAGGCCACUGUAUAUGAAGUGAUCUACUAGAACGGACUGCUUUGGAUCAGAGCAUGUAGAUGCUCAGGAGCAGUGGACUCUUCCUCCAUCUACCCUCCCUCACACAGACAGCAUGGAUGUUGCCUGCAGCCCCUGGGUGGAUGGGCAGGAGGCUGGACUGGGCAGUGCCUCUCUGUAAAGGACUUGGUGCUGUUGUGGCUCUGGGUGCUGCGUCCUUCGGCUCUGCCCUCUCUCUCUCUCUCUCUCAUACAACUAACACUUGUACAGCGAGUGCAGCUCCCAAGGCACUAGAGAAGAAAAUAAUGUCUUGCUGUUUUUCUGUUUGUUGGAUAUUUCUUUUUUUAUUCGUCUUUUUUAAUGUGGAGAUAAGGUUCCGUGACACAACUAGAAGCGGCGCUUCGCUCUGGAGAUUCUCCCUGGAGGUCCUGUGAAAAGUGUACAUAAUGGAGUAAUAAAAGGCCUUUUAUAGAUUUAUAUUUUGGUGUCCAGUUACGCUUGUGAUGGUUCUUUCUUGUUCUCUCCUUGAUUUUCUGUCCCCUCUGGGGAUGGAAAUUAGAUUAGGACUUUGUAAGAGGAUAUUCUAUUUCAGUUUUUUCCCUCUUCUGCCUUUUUUCAUGUUCGUUGUCAAGGAUGACCUUUGUGGAAAUCUAAUUUGGAUUUUUUUUCUCUCUGACAACGGCCUUUUUUUCUUUGCUAUUUGCUAUAACACAGAACACGGACAUUUGUCCCUUGGAUUUUAGCAGCGGAGAAUUCUGGGAAUGUCCUUUUUUUUCAGAAUGGGAGAAGGAGAGAUUCAUGGUUUCGAGUCACUUUUACCCUUUGGCCCUGGUUAACAAAAAUUCAACUUUGAAAACGAGGACUUUUCCCAGAACAUUGGUUCUUUCAAUUACAUUAAAAUGGAUAACUACCAGGUGGAGGACUGGCAGGCAUUUUGGAGAAGCAGAUGGGACUUCAGUUCAGUCUGUUGACUUGAGUAUUGUAUGAAUCUUCGUGGCUUUACUCAACACAGUUUCACUUUUAGUUAUCAGUCUGUAAGAGUUAAUAAUUGCCCUUCUCUUUUGACUCUCUGUGACUGAUAUGCAAGGCUUACACAAUUACUCAUAAAGGUGGCAGACAAAGCCAUGACCACAGUUGACAUUUUGGGUAUGCUUUUUCCUUUCCUCAGUGCUUCAUAAUAUCCCACUCCAAUCUCCUCUUGUAGAGAGGAAUGGUCUCCACCCAGACACACUUCAGACCAUGUAGCAAACACUUGUCAUCAUCACUAAGGAUUGUACAGUUGACAGUUGUUGAUAAAUCAAUAAACUGUUUUUAUAUAAAAAA